This is a messenger RNA of Gamsiella multidivaricata, 2616 nucleotides long. RefSeq lists its product as uncharacterized. Bases 1 to 2616 code for a protein of 871 amino acids. Gene Ontology annotation, biological process: lipid transport; transmembrane transport. NCBI's taxonomy places the organism in Eukaryota, Fungi, Mortierellomycota, Mortierellomycetes, Mortierellales, Mortierellaceae. Gene Ontology annotation, cellular component: intracellular membrane-bounded organelle; membrane. The transcript is spliced from 4 exons. Gene Ontology annotation, molecular function: lipid carrier activity; ATP hydrolysis activity; ATP binding. The record is from RefSeq and is a predicted model, not a curated record.
AUGGUUACGCUAAGCACUCCCUCUCCUCAUCACCAUCACCAGCGUAACAACGAUGAUAUCAAGGGCAUGGACAUCAUCAAAGCCACCCGCACACCUACAAAGAUGGACCAGUUCAGAGCUCUAGCCGCACAUAACCUCAUGGUCACCUUCAGGAAUCCAUCGGUAUAUAUCAUUGGUGCCCUAGUCCCGCUCAUCAUGAUCGGUGUCGCCAUCGGUAUUUCACUUGGAAUCCAAAGCAGCAUUCCCAAGGUUGUUGCUGGCUCCGUUGAUACUCGAACGUUCACUAUCUUAGAAACCGGGAUCCAGGACCCGACGUCGUAUGUGGGUACACCUGUCGCGUACUUUCCAGUCAUCAAAGCCGUUCCAGCUCUCAACAACCUGACGGAUUCUGUGGAACAGAGUCUCCGACAAACCUAUAGCCAAUUCAACCCAGUUUUUGUCGACUAUGCAUCCAUGGACGACGUCGCGGCAUAUGAGCAUCAGAAUGCGAAGAACAUGCUCAAGAACACGAUCUUGAAGGACUAUAAACCACAGCUUGGAUUCGAACUCGAUGCUCUCGGACCUUCGGUCAGUAAUGAUGGCGCAAGCCUUGACCUUGGAUUCACCGUGGCGAUCGCCCAGAACGAAUCUCUUCCGUUUUUGUUAAGUGCACUAAAUCGGUUCACACAAAAUGUGGAUGCUACGAGUGGAAGUAAUGGCGCGACGGCUGCACAGGGGCUAAAUCUUAGGCCGACGCUCAAAACAUUCGGUGCACAGGGCAGUGAGAAUGUCGACAUUCCCAGCUUUAUUGUGCCAGCCUUUAUGACUUUCGCAUUCUCGUUCUUCACCACAUUUGUUGCCGUCAAUUUGGUGACUGAAAAGGAGAACGGACAAAAGGCGCAUCUGCAGAACAUGGGUAUCAAGCCGGUUAUUUAUUACUUUGCCCGUUUUGUCAUUGACUGGAUCUGCUAUUUGGUCCCUGUCUUGGCUUCCUUUGUGCUCAUGGGCGCUACCCGCUUGCAGAUGAUCGUCUCGGGUUCGUGGGUACCCUACUUCAUUCUGCUCCUCGUCUCGGGCUUGCCAUUCAUCGCUUUCGGCUACUUCCUGUCGCUAUUCUUCCAAAAGUCGCAAUCUGUCGGCCAGAUCCUCGGUAUUGGUCUCAGCUUGAUCGUUUUUGUGCCCUACUUUUUUGUUCAGUUUGUGUUUAAUGGCGCCUCGCUCCUGGCUAUUCUUCUGGUCGGUCUCCUCACACCCUCAUUUGCGCUUGAACGAUCCAUCUCUGCCAUUGCUCUUGCCCAAACCACAGGAGCGCCCUACUCUAUCAAAGACACGUUCGAUAUCACAAAGGCACCAUUUUGUUCCAUGAUUCUUUUUGUCUUCCAGACCCUCUUGUAUUUUGUCCUCAUCUUCUGGAUCGAGAACCUGAUCCAAACGCGUCGGUCGCCCAUCGAUUUCUUCUUCCGCCGCCGUGGCGGCGGUGCCAAGUCUGCUUCUACGUUCACUACUACUCAAAAGGAUAGAUCUCUCACCGAUAACCUAUCCCGUCGAGAUACUACUGUCCUGGUCGAUGGCAAGUACCGUGAGCGUGAUGCCGAGGUCAUUGAGGAGAGCCUUCGGCUCGAGAGUGAAGCCGGCACGCCGGACGAGAAUGACGCAGUUCGUCUCUUUGGACUAUCCAAGACGUAUCGUCUCCGAGGAAAGAGGCGCGACCAUGUGGUUUUGGAUGACAUUUAUCUCUCAUUCAAAAAAAAUGAGUGCUUUGGAUAUCUGGGGCCGAACGGUGCUGGAAAGACCACGACGAUCAAGAUCCUGAUUGGCGCUGAGGAUCCAACCUCGGGCAACGGCAUGAUCGAGGGCCUCUCUAUUUCGCCUUACCAUGAAUCUUUGCGCUCCAUGAUCGGUAUCUGCCCACAGUUCGAUGUCCUCUGGCCCAAAUUGACGGCCCGCGACCAUUUGAGACUCUUUGCCAAGAUCAAGGGUGUUGCACCAGACCAGGUCGAUGCGGCCGUGGACCAGAUGCUGGAGGAGAUGGGUCUUGUAGAUCUCGGUAACAAGCGCGCAAAGACAUUCUCAGGCGGAAACAAACGUCGGUUGAGUUUGGCGAUGGCGAUUAUCGGAUGUCCUAAGGUCGUAUUCUUGGAUGAACCCACAACUGGGGUAGAUGUCUCGAUCCGACAGUUAAUCUGGAACUCGAUCCGUAAGCUGAAGCGCACGUCCUGUGUGAUCCUGACGACCCAUUCGAUGGAGGAGGCCGAUGCACUGUGCGACCGCAUCGGUAUCAUCACUAACGGACACAUUCAGGCCUUGGGCACGUCGCAGCGUUUGAAGAACACGUACGGUGCAGGGUACAAGGUCAUUGUCAAAACUCACAACAGCACCAAUGCAGUGAGCGCGGCACUGGAGCAGUCGGUGGGGACAGGUCGGGUGACACUUGUCCAAGCAUUGGGGGCCAGUUUGGAGUACGAGAUCACGCGCGUGGAAGGCGAACGCACCACGGAGAUGUUGGCGAAGCUGUUCAGGUUGUUUGAACAAAAGCGCAGGGAACUCGGUGUCGAGGACUACUCGGUCAGCCAGACCACCCUUGCACAGGUGUUCAUUGAGUUCGCCAAAGGACAGGCUGCGCCAGAAGACCUCUAA